This is a messenger RNA of Drosophila gunungcola (fruit fly), 787 nucleotides long. RefSeq names its product mitochondrial import inner membrane translocase subunit Tim22. The transcript is spliced from 3 exons. Gene Ontology annotation, molecular function: transmembrane protein transporter activity. The record is from RefSeq and is a predicted model, not a curated record. NCBI's taxonomy places the organism in Eukaryota, Metazoa, Arthropoda, Insecta, Diptera, Drosophilidae. The coding region runs from base 151 to 738 and encodes 195 amino acids. Gene Ontology annotation, biological process: protein insertion into mitochondrial inner membrane. Gene Ontology annotation, cellular component: TIM22 mitochondrial import inner membrane insertion complex.
UAUCGAACUGAAGCUGCGAUGAUGCAGCCCUGCCAAACAGCUGUUCGGCUGUGUGAUAAUAAUUUGGGUUUUUUUUACACAACACACGCUUGAUUCGUUUCAAAAUCCACUUUCCUGAAUCGAAAUCCCGCUAGAAUCGCCUUGGCAGAGAUGUCCAUGCUGCCCAACGUGGGGAACAAUGAGUCGGCGGCUCCGGCGCCCAGGAUGUUUGGCGAUGCGGAUCUGGACAAGAUGGCCAUGCAGUACGUGGGCAACAUGCAGCACUACCGCGAGAACAUCGUAAUCCCCAAGAGCAACGGCCCGGUCAAGAUCAAGACCAACGAGGAGAAGUACAUAGAGACGGCGGUGGAGAGCUGCGGCUUCAAGUGCGCCAUGGCCUGUGUGAUGGGCUACGGUUUGGGAGCAGCCUUGGGCUUGUUCAGCGCCUCCGUGAAUCCCAGCAUGGCCGAUCCCUUUGCGAAUGAGAAAAAGCAGACGGCCCGAGAGGUAUUCCGUGAAAUGCGGGCCACCACCCACUCGUAUGCGAAGAAUUUCGCGCUGAUCGGAUGUGUAUUCUCCGCCGUAGAGUGCACCAUCGAGAGUCAUCGAGGAGUGACGGACUGGAAGAAUGGCACCUACGCCGGAGGCAUCACCGGCGGACUGAUUGGGCUGCGGGCUGGCAUCAAAGCGGGCGUCAUCGGCGGACUGGGAUUCGCCGCCUUCUCCACGGCCAUCGACUACUAUAUGCAUUCUAGAUAGGCUCACUUUUUCGGUUACCUUGUUUCGUAUAAAUGUUUGUUUCUAACUA